AUGGCAGACUUGGAAGCUGUGCUGGCUGAUGUCAGCUACCUGAUGGCGAUGGAGAAGAGCCGAAGUCAACCAGCCGCCCGUGCCAGUAAACGUAUCGUUCUACCUGAUCCAAGUGUCCGAAGCAUAAUGCAAAAAUUUCUCGAAAAAUCGGGUGAUAUGAAGUUCGACAAGAUAUUCAAUCAGAAACUCGGAUUUCUACUGUUGAAGGACUACGCGGAAAACGUAUCGGAGAGCCCGUGUCCACAGAUCAAAUUCUAUGAAGCUAUCAAAGAGUAUGAGAAAAUGGAGACACCGGAUGAGCGACUAACAAAGGCUCGGGAAAUUUAUGACCAUCACAUAAUGGUGGAAAUGUUAGCACAUGCUCAUAACUAUUCAAAAGAAUCGUUGCAACAUGUACAAUACCACCUCCUGAAACAAAACGUGCCACCCGACCUUUUCCAUCGAUAUGUUCUGGAAAUUUGCGAUCAGUUACGUGGAGAUAUAUUUCAACGAUUUCUGGAAUCUGACAAGUUCACACGGUUUUGUCAGUGGAAGAAUUUGGAGUUGAAUAUGCAGUUGACGAUGAAUGACUUCUCUGUGCAUCGUAUUAUUGGUAGAGGUGGAUUCGGAGAAGUGUAUGGUUGUAGGAAGGCGGACACUGGAAAGAUGUACGCAAUGAAAUGUCUCGACAAAAAACGCAUAAAAAUGAAACAGGGAGAAACGUUGGCUCUUAACGAGAGAAUCAUGUUGAGCCUUGUAUCAACUGGUCAAGACUGUCCAUUCAUUGUGUGCAUGACGUACGCAUUCCAGUCACCCGACAAACUUUGCUUCAUUUUGGAUUUAAUGAAUGGUGGAGAUCUGCAUUAUCACUUAUCUCAACACGGAGUAUUUACGGAACAAGAAAUGAUAUUCUACGCUUCUGAAGUGAUUUUGGGUCUCGAGCAUAUGCAUAAUCGUUUUGUGGUCUAUCGAGAUCUGAAGCCGGCUAACAUUUUGUUAGAUGAGAAUGGUCAUGUGAGAGUCUCCGAUUUGGGUCUCGCGUGUGAUUAUUCCAAAAAGAAACCGCAUGCCAGCGUUGGAACCCAUGGCUACAUGGCACCUGAAGUGCUUGCCAAAGGAGUCGCCUACGAUUCAUCUGCUGACUGGUUCUCGUUAGGAUGCAUGUUGUACAAACUGCUGAAAGGACACUCGCCAUUCCGUCAGCACAAGAGCAAAGACAAGAAUGAGAUUGAUAAAAUGACACUGACUCAAGACAUUGAACUGCCGAAUGAGGGGCUUUCAAAGGAUUGUCGGGAUCUGUUAGAGGGACUUUUGAAACGGGACGUGCCGGAUAGACUAGGUUGCAGAGGGAAAGGUCCGACAGAGGUUAAGGAGCAUCCAUUCUUUAAGGAUGUGGAUUGGCAGACUGUUUACCUAAGAAGAAUGACGCCGCCUUUGAUUCCGCCACGUGGAGAAGUCAACGCCGCUGAUGCGUUCGAUAUUGGAAAUUUUGAUGAUGACGAGGUGAAAGGAGUGAAAUUGCAAGAUGGAGACUCAGACCUGUACAAGAACUUCAACAUAGUGAUAUCUGAAAGAUGGCAGAAUGAGAUAGCUGAGACUAUAUUCGAGGUGGUAAACCAGGAUGCGGAUAAGGCAGAGAGUAAGAAGCGAUCGAAGCAAAAGAUCAAGGUGGCGGUUGAGGAGAAAGACUCUGACGUCAUCGUUCACGGCUACAUCAAAAAAUUGGGCGGUCCAUUCACUUCUGCAUGGCAGACAAAAUACGGAAAGCUGUAUCCAUCUCGGUUAGAACUCUAUCCGGAAUCGUUGACUGCCAAGCCGGAGUUGGUAUUCAUGGAUCAAAUAGAAGACGUGUGCGCCGAAAUGCAAACAAUCAAAGGAGAGAACGCGAUCAUUGUGAAAUUGAGAGAUGGAUUCAAGGAGCCGAAGAUUUGUUUGACUAAUUCGGACGAAAUCUCCCUUAAAGAAUGGCAUACCUCUCUCCGAACCGCCCAUAAAGUCUCAUCAGAAUUAUUGCAACGAAUGGGCCGCAAAGCAAUUAAGAUCUACGGAGUCAACCACGACCCAAUGCUAUCCGAAAGUGAACGUCCUGGAUCAGUAACCCGUGCAUUCUUAAACAGAGCCAGCAGUGUCGAUUCAGGAGUUUGA
Messenger RNA from Caenorhabditis remanei, 2124 nucleotides. RefSeq lists its product as uncharacterized. The record is from RefSeq and is a predicted model, not a curated record. Gene Ontology annotation, biological process: protein phosphorylation; regulation of signal transduction; G protein-coupled receptor signaling pathway. Gene Ontology annotation, molecular function: G protein-coupled receptor kinase activity; ATP binding; G protein-coupled receptor binding. The transcript has 9 exons. NCBI's taxonomy places the organism in Eukaryota, Metazoa, Nematoda, Chromadorea, Rhabditida, Rhabditidae. Bases 1 to 2124 code for a protein of 707 amino acids.